AGGUUUUCCGUGCAGGUAUAUAACACCCAGUAAACCUACAGAACAUCAGUACUGUGUGAGAAUUCGUCAAGAGCAGUCGGUGUUACACGCUUAGUAAGCAUCUUUGGUGUAGCUCUCAAUUGAUUGUUUCUCGCAAUAACUGCGACGAGUGGAGGACGGUGCGCGUCCACCUUAGGAUAACGUGUUUCAAUUUUGGUUUGAUGCCGUUAAAUUUGGUUUAAAGUUUCAAAUAACUUUUGGCACUGUAUUGAGAAUUCGGUGAAUAAUAUACACCAGAUUUAUGCCUAGUAUGGUAAUAAUAACAAAGUUUCGCAAGAUUGUUCCGCGAAUACGAUAGGAAAAAGUCUAGGGGAGGAGAGAGCGAGAUAGAAAUACGGAACUCGGCCCCUCCGCACAGCCGAAAGAACAGUAAAAAUGCCAGCGCAGACAGACGACGCCGACAACGAGAUACGGGUGAAAAUCGUUCACAACGGGGAGGUGCAAAUCACGUACGUUGCCGCGGGCUUUGGAAUGUCGAUGGAUGCUCUUCGCGAAGAAAUGCGUGGAAUUUGUGGAUUCGGAGCCGGAUCUCGAUGGGAUCAACUCCAACACGACCAAUUUACAAUGAAAUGGGUGGACGAGGAAGGUGAUCCCUGUACGAUAGGGUCACAAUUGGAACUGGAUGAGGCCCUACGUUUGUACGAGCUCAACAAAGACACGGAAAUUACGAUACACGUUUUCCCGAAUGUACCUGCCGCGCCAGGAAUGCCAUGUGAGGGAGAGGACAGGAGUAUCUACAGACGCGGAGCACGCAGGUGGAGAAAACUUUAUCGUGUCAAUGGUCACAUAUUUCAGGCGAAACGUUUCAACCGGCGAGCGUUUUGCGCGUUUUGCCAAGAUCGGAUCUGGGGAUUGGGAAGGCAAGGUUUCAAAUGUAUUCAGUGCAAACUUCUCGUUCACAAAAAGUGCCAUAAGGUAGUUGGUAAGCCAUGUUCCAGCCUACACUCGUUGCAAAUAGCGGAAUCACUCGCAUCGGAUAGAGACGGUGACCAACAACAGUCGGAUUCUAAUCAUUGCCCUCCUGCGGUACCACCAUAUGAGGAAUUUCCGGAACUGGCAACGGUCGACGACCAUUCUCGCAACCGGGUUCCCGGCGACGAGGGCGAAGAAUUACCCCUGGAAGCCGGCGCGGGUGUGGACAACAUGCGCGAAAUGCAAAGGCAAUAUUCGUUGAGUGACUUCGAACUGAUUAGAGUUAUCGGUCGUGGUUCUUACGCGAAGGUAUUGCUGGUUGAGUUGAAACGCACGCGGCGAAUUUACGCCAUGAAAGUUAUUAAAAAAGCAUUGGUAACGGACGACGAAGAUAUCGACUGGGUACAAACGGAAAAACACGUUUUUGAGACUGCUUCGAAUCACCCGUUCCUCGUUGGUCUUCAUUCUUGUUUCCAAACUCCAUCUCGCCUUUUUUUUGUCAUUGAAUUCGUUCGCGGUGGCGACCUCAUGUUCCACAUGCAAAGGCAACGACGUCUACCCGAAGAACACGCUCGAUUUUACGCCGCUGAGAUUAGCCUGGCUCUCAAUUUUCUGCAUCGAAAAGGAAUAAUUUACCGAGAUCUGAAACUGGAUAACGUGCUAUUAGACCACGAGGGUCACGUCAAAUUAACCGACUAUGGAAUGUGCAAGGAGGGGGUAAGGGAGGGUGAUACAACAGCUACAUUUUGUGGAACGCCGAACUACAUAGCACCGGAAAUUUUGCGAGGGGAAGAUUAUAGUUUCUCUGUCGAUUGGUGGGCGCUCGGAGUACUGCUUUACGAAAUGCUGGCCGGCCGUAGUCCGUUCGAUAUAGCUGGGGCUUCCGAAAAUCCAGAUCAAAAUACGGAAGAUUACCUCUUCCAAGUCAUUUUACAGAAAACAAUCCGCAUACCGAGAUCACUCUCUGUCAAGGCAGCUUCCGUUCUGAAAGGAUUCCUCGGUAAAGACCCUGCGGAACGAUUGGGAUGCGGUUCUUCCGGAUUCUUGGACAUCGCUGGACACUCGUUCUUCAAGGCCAUUGAUUGGGAUGUGUUGGAAAAAAAACAAGUAACUCCGCCCUACAAACCAAGAUUAGAUUCUGACAGAGAUUUGGCAAACUUUCCACCAGAAUUUACCGACGAACCCGUCCACCUGACGCCCGAUGACGCGAGAGUGAUAGAUAAGAUCGAUCAAAGUGAAUUCGAAGGGUUCGAGUACGUGAAUCCGCUACUGAUGUCCCUGGAAGACUGCGUGUGACGAAAACCACUUUUCUUCCUGCAAACAGGACUGCAGCGACCCCGAUUCAUUCAUGACUCGCAGGAUAGGUCAGCAACGUUUCAGCUCCCAACUCUACCCCACAUGACGUCCGACUGUCGCGUCGUCAUCGUUAUCGCAAUCCGAACAAUAUGAUAAUGAUGCCGUUCUGCCGAAAGAACUAACAUAUAGUUGCGUAUUUCAAAGACUCAAGUAAAAUGCUGAAAUCGCCGACCUCAUAGAGUAUCUGAUCGAUGAUAAAAAAAACCACUAAAUACAAGAGACAAUAUUGAUGCUAACGAAUUCAAAAAUUCUAAAAGUUGAUCAUAAACAAUUCUGAAGGUUCCUGAGAAAUCUCGAGUGUUCAAGCGGGAUGAAAUAAUGAAAUUCGUAAAAAAUAUUCAGCUUCAAAGGUUGGUAUCCACAUUCGUUUUCACCAAUUACUCAAUUAUUCUGAAUUCUUGUUUCUCGGUGAUUGAAGGUUAUUCUUGUAUUUGGAAUAUGUGGCGCUCUUAGAUGUGACGAAAUCACGAACCGCAGAGUGCGGGAUAUCGAAAGUGUUGGGAACGGGUAUCUCGUUUUAAUCAACCAAACUGAACCUAUAAGCUUCGCUAAUUUAUAAUCGGAGAACGGUUUUAUGGCAAAAUUGAGCAAUACACUUCAAUGAGACCAAAUGAAUCACUCGCCGAUAGAUUUUCCAUCCAGUAUGCCAAUGUAAAAUAUGAACGUCGAGUCAUUGGCAGCAAUAUAAUUCGAGAAACACCUCAAUCUAUAGCUUCAUAUUUGAACUAACUGGAUCCCAAACUGAGCAACGCUUUUAUUCGACCGUGAGAGUGGAAAUCAUCCCAUAUAGUACAGGGCUGCUUUUCCAUUCAUUUAAUUAGAUUAUAGAUAUUGCCCGUACGUUACAAAUAAUUUGAAUGUACGUACUCGAAUCUAAUUCUUCAUCGGAUAUUCGAAUGGUACUUGUUUUUUCAUAAAUAUCUUAUUCACGAAUACUUUACUCAUUUACAGGUGAUGACGAACAUUCGAUGGAAAAGAAGCAAAAAAUUCAUGAGCGCAGAAGUCACGCAGCUGUGUCUGAUGCUCUAUCUCAGUCUCAACCACAGACUAGACAUGUUCAACUAACAAUGAAAUAACAAUUGCAACCUACUGUUACGUCGUGAGGUUAUUCAUCUGUCUACCGGGUUAUCGACCGAGUUCGGACGUGAAAAUGUUGCAGAGGUUCUGCCCUUUCUAUCUUUCGAGUCUGUGAUGGUCAAUUCGUCUGGUCGAUACGUUAACACACAACCGAUUUACCACGUUACCGUAGUUAGUUAGGCUUGUCAGCAGCCUACUACUGUUCACAGUUGGAAUAAAAGGGUGUUAUCGAUGGUAAUUGAAAACAGUAUUUAUUCGUUCGUUUCAGAAUUAAUGUUCCUCAAUCAUGAAAAUGAUUGGUAUCGUUCUACAACAAAAAUAAGAAAAUCAGUUUCAAAACUGAGUUGAGAGUUACGGGGUAAAAACAGGAUUUUGAAUUUUGCUGAUCACAGAUUUCCGUGUUAAUUAGAGUUUAAAAAUGAUCAUCCGAAAAUGAGUCUUCGAGGGAUGAUAGUUCAAUAAGAUGAGUAUUCAAAAAAAAAUGAAAGACGGUGGAGCAUGAUGCUGGGUUUUAUAUGACUUCAUUUGGUGCGGCUUCCAGAGGAGUUAAUUUUUAAAU
Athalia rosae (coleseed sawfly) is the source of this 3943-nucleotide messenger RNA. Its product is annotated as atypical protein kinase C-like. The coding region runs from base 415 to 2247 and encodes 610 amino acids. The record is from RefSeq and is a predicted model, not a curated record. Gene Ontology annotation, biological process: establishment or maintenance of cell polarity; protein phosphorylation. The transcript has a single exon. NCBI's taxonomy places the organism in Eukaryota, Metazoa, Arthropoda, Insecta, Hymenoptera, Athaliidae. Gene Ontology annotation, molecular function: protein binding; ATP binding; protein serine/threonine kinase activity.